This is a messenger RNA of Betta splendens (Siamese fighting fish), 2170 nucleotides long. It is a transcript of the gene neu1, whose product is annotated as neuraminidase 1. The record is from RefSeq and is a predicted model, not a curated record. NCBI's taxonomy places the organism in Eukaryota, Metazoa, Chordata, Actinopteri, Anabantiformes, Osphronemidae. Bases 137 to 1300 code for a protein of 387 amino acids. The transcript is spliced from 7 exons. Gene Ontology annotation, molecular function: exo-alpha-sialidase activity. Gene Ontology annotation, biological process: ganglioside catabolic process; oligosaccharide catabolic process. Gene Ontology annotation, cellular component: lysosome; membrane; cytoplasm.
ACACUGCUCCUGCACUUCCUGCUCGUGUUGUGAUGAGCUGGAAGCGGCGGCUCGUUCUGCGUUCUGCUUGGACUUUUGUUGACGCUCGCUGACUCGUCCACGUCGACCUGUCGCUGGGACGCAGACGGAGGCGAACAUGGACAAACGGAGGCGGCUCUCGGCGGCGCCGGCGUUCGUCUGCGCCCUGUUGUCUUCCUGUGUUUGUGUCAGCAGCCUUGGACAGAUUGACCCACUAGUGUACGACGAGCAGCUGCUGUGGGUGAGCGGGGCCCAGGGGCAGGUCAACACGUACAGGAUCCCGCUGCUCACCUUUACUACGCAGGGAAGCCUGCUGGCUUUCGCUGAGGCCAGAAAAUCAAGUUCUGCCGACGUGGGAGCGAAGUUCAUCGCAUUGCGGAGGUCCACCGACAAAGGAGCCACCUGGUCCCCAACUUCCUUCAUUAUUGAUGAUGGAUCCAACCCAGACGGUCUGAACCUGGGCUCUGUGGUGGUGGAUGAGGAAGAGGGCUCAGUGAUUCUGAUCUACACCCUUUGUUUCCACCUUUACCACUGUGAACCGUCCAGCACCAUGAUGGUGCAGAGCUGGGAUGACGGCCUCAGCUGGAGCUCGCCCAAAAACCUCUCGGUCCAGCUUGGUGUCAAGGCCUUCGCUGCCGGUCCGGGCUUUGGCAUCCAGAAGCGCUACGAGCCAGCCAAGGGGAGGCUGGUGGUGUGCGGUCAUGGAACAAUAGAGGGGGACGGUGUUUUCUGCAUCUUGAGUGACGACCAUGGACAGAACUGGUACAACGGCGCAGCGUUGAAAAGCAUCCCCUACAACCAGAAGAAGAAAGCGCAGGACUUCAACCCCGACGAGUGUCAGCCAGUGGAGCUGAGGGACGGCAGCAUCAUCAUCAACGUGCGGAACCAGAACAACUACCACUGUCGGUGUCGCGUGGUAGUGCGGAGCCUCGACGGGGGACUGACCCUGCCCAUAGACUAUCUGUUCUUCGAUUACACACUGGUGGAUCCUGUCGUAGCAGCUAGCGCUCUUCAGAAAGAAGGGGUGCUCUAUUUCACCAACCCCUCAAACGAGUUCAACCGAGUAAAUCUAACCUUACGCUGGUCGUUAACCGACGGCCAGUCCUGGGAGAAGAACGCUGUGCAGAUAUGGGCCGGACCAAGCGGCUAUUCGUGCAUGACGUCACUGGAUAGCGCUUCUGUGGAGGACCGCAAGUAUAUCUACGUCCUCUAUGAGAAGGGCCACAAGGACGUUUAUGAGACGGUUUCCUUUGCAAAGGUCCACCUGUAUGGUGGCCAGUAGGAGGUUUAAAAUGCUGGAGGGAAGAACAGGAAGGAAGAGGGUGUUUAGUUCUACAACUUUCUCAGGAAUAAAAUAAAAGACUUUUUCACGAUAAUAAAUAUUGAUAAUGAACUUGAAACCUGCAACGAGGCUUUGAUAUUUUCCUCUGUUCAAAUUUCUCGUCAUUGAUCAAGUUGCAACUCUCACAUUCUUGUGUUUAAAUGUGUGAUGCUAAGAAUUUGCACAGCCACAAUAUAUUUAGUGUUUCUUCUUUUAAUAGAAGAGGAAGAUUUGACAGUGUGAAUGUUGACACUAGUGAAGCUAUACUAUAAUCAUCAUUACACAAUAAGCAGACUACUCCAUUGUUGAUUAGUCAAAAUGAAACACUGCAUCAACUAUCAGUUAGAACUAACUUUAAAAUGUCAGAUGGAUCCAUAUUUGUAAUUGUAACGAAGACCAGUUUUGCUUUUGUUAACAUGCUGAUGGAAAUUGUCUCUUUCUAUUCGGAUGCAGAAGCCUUGCAAAGCAAUGUUAGUAGUUUAAUGUGAGCGUGUGCCUUUUAUGUGAGAUUCUCUGAUGGGAGAUUGUGAUGAAAGUGAGAUGUGAAUGUGAGGAGAUAUGAGCACACUUCGGCUGAAUUAUUCUCUUUUGUGCAAAAUCAGGUGUCCAGUUGUGCCCCGUAUUAGGUGUAGUUUGAAGCUUGUUAAAUGGAUUCUAGUUGUAAAGAUUUUUUUUCAGCAGUGAAAUAUAUAUUUUUACAAUUGUAUACCCUUUUACAUACAAAAUUGUAUUGUUACAGCUUUGCAGUGCCAUUUAUGACUUAGACAAAUAAGAAAGCACAUUAAAGUCUUUUUUUCUUAUUGAAGACACAAUAAAUGAGCGAAAACCUCC